Messenger RNA from Phytophthora infestans T30-4, 1482 nucleotides. RefSeq names its product U4/U6.U5 tri-snRNP-associated protein, putative. The transcript is spliced from 8 exons. Gene Ontology annotation, biological process: protein deubiquitination; spliceosomal complex assembly; mRNA processing. The record is from RefSeq and is a predicted model, not a curated record. NCBI's taxonomy places the organism in Eukaryota, Oomycota, Peronosporomycetes, Peronosporales, Peronosporaceae. Gene Ontology annotation, molecular function: zinc ion binding; cysteine-type deubiquitinase activity. Bases 1 to 1482 code for a protein of 493 amino acids.
AUGUCCCGUUUUCAAGACCCGAUGCCCUCCACGAAGCGCAAGGCCGAAAAUGGCGAUGCCUCGGCCUCGAACGCCAAGCGCCGCAAAUGCCCGUACUUGGACACGGUGAACCACCAGCUACUAGACUUCGACUUUGAGAAGGUUUGCUCCAUCAGCUUAUCGGAUCAAAACGUCUACGCCUGUCUCGUAUGCGGCAAAUACUUUCAAGGUCGCGGUCGCAAUACUCACGCCUUCACGCACUCAGUGCAAAGCAGCCAUCACGUGUUUAUUAAUCUGCAAACGGACCGCAUCUACUGUCUUCCGGACAAUUACGAGGUGGUGGACAACACCCUCAAGCCCGUGCAGGACGCACUGCGUCCGAGAUUCGAGGAAACGCAGAUCGCCCAGCUGGACCAGAACCGCAUCUUGGCUCAAGACGCCUUCGGUGUCUCCUACCUGCCUGGCUUCAUCGGCCUGAACAACUUAAAGCACACAGACUACAUCAAUGUGGUUGUACAGGCGCUGGCUCACGUGCCACCGCUAAGGGAUUUCUUUCUGGCUAACAAAAUGGGCAAAGUCAAGUCCAAGCUGGUGUUGCGCUUUGGAGAGCUGCUGCGCAAAAUGUGGAGCCCACACAACUUCAAGAACACGAUUAGUCCACAUGAGCUGGUGCAGGAGAUCUCGGGACUUGGGGGAACGCACAAGCCAGGGAGCAGCAUCAUUCACAAGUGUUUUCAGGGUUUUGUGGAGGUGACGACGGAUGACGAAACGAAAGUUGCGUCAUCGGAUCCAGCAGAACGCGAAUCAGCUGUCUCCACAACAGUGUCUCCAUUUUUGAUGAUGGCGCUGGACCUGCCGUCGACGCCGCUGUUUAAGGAUUCUCAAGGUGGAAACAUCAUCCCUCAGAUCCCGCUGUUUACAGUGCUGGAGAAAUACAAUGGCUCUCAUAUAACACAUGUUCUUCAAGGCUCUCACCGGCUGAAAAAGACGUACCGGAUCGACUCGCUGCCAGCAUUCCUCAUCUUCCACGUCAAGCGGUUCACGCGUAACAACUUCUUCAUCGAGAAGAACCCGACGAUUGUUAACUUUCCUGUCAAGAACCUGGAACUACGAGAUUAUCUCAAACUGGACCAAAGUCUCCCGUCCGAGGAGGAGCUUCGCGAAAAGUCAAUCUCUGAACUGCGAUCUCUUCUACGCAAACACAACCAGUCAACUGAGGAUUGCGUUGAAAAGUCAGACCUAGUCGAAAAGAUCUUGCGAGUCACGCAGCCGUGCACCAAAUUCAACUUGGUGGCCAAUAUCUGUCACGACAGUCCAGUGACUACAGGUCAGGAGGCAGCGCUCCAAACGAAUCCUCUAACGGAAGGCAGCUAUCGUGUCCACGUCCAGAAUAGAGCAACUGAGCAGUGGUAUGAAAUCCAAGAUCUGCAUGUGCAGGAAACAAUGCCACAGCUAAUCGGUGUGUCCGAGUCGUACUUGAUGAUUUACGAGCGGAAGGCAUAA